Messenger RNA from Onychomys torridus (southern grasshopper mouse), 1513 nucleotides. It is a transcript of the gene Ube2c, whose product is annotated as ubiquitin conjugating enzyme E2 C. Lineage: Eukaryota; Metazoa; Chordata; Mammalia; Rodentia; Cricetidae. The coding region runs from base 796 to 1335 and encodes 179 amino acids. The record is from RefSeq and is a predicted model, not a curated record. The transcript is spliced from 6 exons.
UAUAGCCCAGGCUAGCCUAGAGAUGACCUAAGGGUCUCCACCUUCCAAGGGAUUGCAGGCAUGCACCACCUGAACCCAGGUUUUCUAAUAGGGAGUCUGCUCCAACCGGCAGCCUUGUUCACCUGCCUUCCUAGGCUUUUUAAAUUCUUGGGACCCAAACAGAAGUCAUUAAGUUAUUUUAUUAGGGUGAAGAGAAAAGAGUUCUGGCUUGGGGGAAGACAACACUGUCAAGCUCUUAGACACCCUUUUCCGGAAAAAGUGAGCCCUGCUGGGCGUGUGCCUGAGGGACCAGGGGUGUGGACAGAGGUCCAGCCACUGCCGGCGUUGGUGCACUCAUUCAUGUAAUCUCAACACUUGAGAAGUGAAGGCAAGAGGGAUCAAGAAGUCAAGUUCAUACCUGGCUGUGCAGCCUAAUUACAGAAUAGCAACAGGAGUCAGGGUCCCAAAAAGGCUGGGGGUGGGGUGUCCACGUGGACGAGUCCUUGGCCCUUUAAUGGUCGGUGUCGUCCAAAGACCACCAAUCCGCUACCGGUUCAUUAGUUAGUGGCAGCCUUCUCCGCCAAUCGCCUGUCCGACAUAGGCCCCCGCCGUCCAAUCGCGGCGCGUUACUGGGUGGCCGAGCGGUUGCGCGGAGGCAGAGAGCUCCGGGGCGUCCCAUUGGCUGGAUCAAACCCAAGCGAGCCUGUGAUUGGCUCUGGCUGCGGGAGGGUUGCGAUUCAAACGCGGGCGGCGGCCCGCAGCCCCGCAGUUUGCCCUUUGGUCUUCACUCUCCUGUUCAGGUCCCAGCGUCUCGGGAUGGCCUCGCAAAACCGCGACCCAGCUGCCGCCAGCGUCGGCGCCGUUCGCAAGGGAGCCGAGCCCAGCGGGGGCGCCGCCCGGGGCCCUGUGGGCAAGAGGCUACAGCAGGAGCUGAUGACCCUCAUGAUGUCUGGUGACAAAGGGAUUUCCGCCUUCCCUGAAUCAGACAACCUGUUCAAAUGGGUAGGGACCAUCCAUGGAGCAGCCGGCACAGUGUAUGAAGACCUGAGGUAUAAGCUGUCACUCGAGUUCCCCAGUGGCUACCCGUACAAUGCGCCCACUGUCAAGUUCCUCACGCCCUGCUACCACCCCAACGUAGACACCCAGGGCAACAUCUGCCUGGACAUCCUCAAGGACAAGUGGUCCGCACUCUAUGACGUCAGAACCAUCUUGCUCUCUAUCCAGAGCCUGCUAGGAGAACCCAACAUUGAUAGCCCUUUGAACACACAUGCUGCUGAGCUCUGGAAAAACCCCACAGCAUUUAAGAAGUACCUGCAAGAAACCUACUCAAAGCAGGUCUCCAGUCAAGAGCCCUGACACAAGAUGUCCAACUUCUCUCCUGUGUCAUCUUUUUCCUUAGAUGGUCUGUCUUUUCCUUGAUUUCUAAGCUGUGCUGUUAUUUUUGUUUUAUCUGUUUUUUGUUUUGUUUUGUUUUAAAUUAAGUCUGCUUGAGCCCUUACAAUGUAUAUUAAAUAAACACACUUUGGUUGUUUUU